AAAUGCUCACAAAAGCACAAAACACUUGAAUUCUUGAAAUAAAUCUGUGUGAAUCUCCAAAAAGGGGAAAGAAAAAAAAAGCCUGUUUUACGUAAGUGAGAUAUGUGAAAUGGGAGGAGUCACAUGAGUAUGAGAUGAGUGACGGGAAGGAGAGAGUGGAAUCCAGGAGCAGCGGAGGCGGGACAUGGCAUCAGAAAUUGACGCACUUAUUAUUUUAUCGACGCCAGAGCAAGAGGAUCCAUAAUCCCCUCACUCUAUCGCCCUCUUCCACCACCGAUUUUGUCCCUGACUGGGUCUCCGUUGCCUCCCCCAUAUCUGCAUCUUUCAUGGGCCUUUUCCUGUCUCUUCUUCCAUUCCUUCCUCCAUGGCUCCCUCCAACUCCGUCCCUUUCCUCUUGAUCCUUUACCGUUUACCCAUCACCGGCCUUCAUCUUCUCCUCAUCUUCCUCCAUUCCCUCUUAUAACUCUUACCCUCCCUUUCUUCCCCCCCCCCUCUCCUUUUACUCAUUCCAUCUUCCUUUCCUCUUCCACUCCUUCCCCAAAAUCAUACAUCUCCUCCGAUUCCGAGUUACCGCAGGAAAAAGGAAGGAUUUGAAUGGCAUCAGUGUUCCUUUACCACGUGGUGGGGGAUCUGACUGUGGGAAAGCCGGAGCUGGGGGAAUUCCAUGAGACGGAGACCGUGGAGUCGGCAAUUCGGGCGAUAGGAGAUUCGCCAGAGGGCAGUAUACCCGUCUGGAAAAAGCGAUUACACUUGGCUAUGAUCGAGAAUAGUGAAAUGAAGCAGCAGAGAUUUGUCGGCAUCCUCAAUUCCUUAGAUAUAGUUGCAUUCCUCGCAAAGAGCCAGUGUUUCGAGGAUCGGGAUAAGGCCCUGAACACCCCUGUUUCUGAGGUUGUUGUUCCGAACAGUUCUCUCCUGAGGCUGGUUGACCCCGCAACCAGGUUGAUAGAUGCGCUGGAUAUGAUGAAGCAAGGGGUAAGACGUCUGCUUGUUCCAAAGAGUAUAGCAUGGAAAGGCAUGAGCAAGCGAUUCUCAAUUCUCUACAAUGGCAAGUGGCUCAAAAAUAUUGAAACUCCUAACAGUAGCAGCAACAAUUUACCUGCAAACAAGAAUUGGGGUUCCUCAUCUCCCAAUAGUUCUAUUCGUGACAAAUUCUGCUGUCUCUCUAGAGAAGAUGUCCUCCGCUUUAUCAUUGGUUGCCUUGGAGCUCUGGCCCCACUUCCUCUCACCUCUAUAGCUGCUCUUGGAGCGGUUAAUGCAAACUACAAUUUUAUUGAAUCCUCAAGUCCAGCAAUUGACGUAACUCGAAAGCUUCCUGAAGACCCAAGUGCUGUUGCGGUGAUAGAAACCACACCAGGCAGUCAGCAUAAAAUCAUUGGAGAGAUUUCUGCAUGUAAAUUAUGGAAAUGUGAUUACUUAGCCGCAGCUUGGGCUCUAUCCAAUCUCUCUGCUGAGCAGUUUGUUAUGGGAGUUGAGGACAAUGUUUCACCAAGGUCAAUGCCUGAGUUGUGUGUAAAUUCAACAGCUGGUGAUGAUAAUCUAGUUAAUGGUAGUAGUUCAAGGAGCCCAAGGAAAUUCAGUAGCAGGAAUAUUGGGUUUUUUAAUAAUCCUGCAAACUCUUGCGCUGGUGCCAACAGGAGCAUGUAUAGGGGACGAAGUGCCCCUUUGACGUGCAAAAUUACUAGUUCACUGGCUGCUGUCAUGGCUCAGAUGCUAUCUCACAGGGCUACUCAUGUGUGGGUGACCGAGGAUGAGGACGACGAUGUUUUAGUUGGCGUGGUUGGUUAUGCUGAUAUUUUGGCUGCUGUGACCAAAUCACCUACAGCUUUCAUUGUUUCCAAUAGAUGAGCUGAGGGGCCCGGAAAUGAAAUUCAGACACCCAGUUGACUGUUUUGUUCUUUGUUAAUUUUCUGUCUCUCUGCUUUUAGCUUUUCUGGGAGUCGAUGUCUUCUGCUUGGUUUGUUUGAAUCCUCCUGCAACUGGGCUUCCUGUUUGUUUGCCUCCUUCUUUAUGUUCGAAUCAAUCAAAUAUCAUCAUCUUCAUUUUCGUAAACACAUAUUUUUGUAGUCCGGAAAUAAAUAAAAGAUGGGAUUUAAGGACAUGUUUCCGUUAGACCCUAGAUUGACGAGGAAUUUCUGAAGCUGUGUAUUAGUGUUGCCAUUAGGUGAAUAUUCCUGCAUCAGGAAAAAGAAUGAAGAUUUGAAACAUGUUAGUUUCUCGAA
Molecule: messenger RNA, 2219 nt
Organism: Neltuma alba
Lineage: Eukaryota; Viridiplantae; Streptophyta; Magnoliopsida; Fabales; Fabaceae
Product: CBS domain-containing protein CBSX6
Exons: 3
Coding region: 595-1845 (416 amino acids)
Cellular component (GO): nucleus; cytoplasm
Source: RefSeq, a predicted model, not a curated record